ACGGUUUUGUGAAGUUGUGUCCGCUAUAAUGUUGUGUUGGUAAAAGAGCGCCCUCUUUGGGCUGAGGUGUCGACUAAACACCGGAAGUGGUAGCGUCCCUGUUGAGAAACGACAGCCGCCAUUUUCCCAUCGGAGAUUCGACACGCGAACAGUAGCUCUGAUAAGAUAACUGGAAACGCCACAAUGGUGAAAAUAUUCAUUGGAAACCUUUCGGAAGAGACCACACCUGAUGAGCUUCGCUCACUGUUUUCUCAGUAUGGCAAGAUCUCAGAGUGCUCCAUUGUUAAAAACUUCGGUUUUGUGCACAUGGACAGCAAAACUGAAGCAGAAGAAGCCAUCCGCGAACUCCACCAAUACGAGCUAAACGGGCAACCAAUGAAUGUGGAGUUGAGUCGUGGCAAGUCGAGAGGAGCUGCCAAGCUGCAUGUUAGCAACAUUGCUUGCAGCAAUCAAGAGCUCAGAGCCAAAUUUGAAGAAUUUGGAACAGUGCUAGAGUGUGACAUCGUGAGAAACUUUGCAUUUGUUCACAUGGCGCGAAUCGAGGAUGCAACGGAGGCCAUUAAUCAAUUAGACAACUCGGCAUUUAAAGGCAAACUGAUGAGCGUGAAGCUUUCGACUAGCCGCCUGCGUACUGCGCCGGGAAUGGGAGACAGAUCGGGUUGUUAUCGUUGCGGGCAAGAAGGCCACUGGUCCAAAGAAUGUCCUCUAGACCAAAAUGGUUUCCACAGAAACGGCUCGGAGCCAGUGUCUGAGGGCUACGAUGCCCCCAGAUAUGGGGGAAGUGGUCACUACGGCAGUUAUCAUCCGGGCUACAGCGGCGAGCAGAAGUAUGGAGCCGGAUACGCUCCUCCACCUGGUUAUAACUGGGGUUCCGAUCAAAACAGCAGUGCCGCAGGGUACAAAAGUGGCCCGGGCUACGAGGGCGAGAUGAGAUACGGCCCGCCGCCUGCUUACAGCAACAACGAAGUAUACCGAGGAACCGACUCACAAUACGGCGCGGUACCAGCCUACCAAAUGCGACGGUCGCCUUACGUGGAAAGAAAUCCGUACGGAGUCGUGGACUACUAUGACAAAUACAGGGCCAAUUCGUACAGAAGCAAUUAUUACGAGGAACAACGCGCUGUCCCCUUGCCUGCCACAGCAACAACCCCGUCCACAGCUAUGAGGGAACACCUGCCUCACGCGAGCGUGGACCCAUACAAGUAUUCUCCUAUUCCUCCUCCUCCAGCACCAAUCCCCUCAUUCUACACACGUGACCGAAGUCCAAUUCACAGAGCUUCAGCAGGUGGUAAUGGUUACACAUAUGACCAUUCAAGAACCUCUGCCUAUAGCACGCCUGCUGCACCACCACAGUAUGGUAACUACUAAGCAUUGUCCACCCCCGCCAUGUACAAGUUAAACCUAAAGCAGGUAGGUAUGAUCAGUUGUGCCACAGGGAUGAUCCUUGAUGAUGGUCUACAUCUUUCCAGAAAAGGCUUAAGUACAUGAUUAACACAGUCAUGAUUUGCAAAAUUCACCUUGUUUUUUUUUUUUCCUUAAGAUUUGUGCAGAAAAGCAGAGGCUUGAGUUAUAUUGUGUACAUAUUACAAGUGCAUUUGUGGAAUGAAUGUGAAAGUUGUGAAAUAAUUGAUGUCCUAGUUAGCACAACCUUAGUUUGAUUUGGUUUCUUCAUUCAGUUAAUGUGAGGUUUUUGCAUGUGUGAUUUAGUCUAACACAACCUUGGCUACUUUAUGUACACUGAACAUAUUUAGCGAUGGUAUCUUGACCGUGUUUUAUUUUGGAAGUAUAUGCUGCAUCUGUUCCACAUGAUAAUUUUAGUAAAUAGACCUGUUCCAGAAUACUUUGUUCUGAUGUUACUGGAUGCAGCUGUGUUGAAUUGUAAAACCAAUUUGCUCUCUUUUGCCUUCUAUCUGUAUUGUCUGGAUUUGUAACACAGGAAGAAAUAAAGGUCUGUCUUUAGUCAA
Molecule: messenger RNA, 1964 nt
Organism: Synchiropus splendidus (mandarinfish)
Lineage: Eukaryota; Metazoa; Chordata; Actinopteri; Syngnathiformes; Callionymidae
Gene: rbm4.1
Product: RNA binding motif protein 4.1
Exons: 3
Coding region: 184-1368 (394 amino acids)
Cellular component (GO): cytosol
Molecular function (GO): mRNA binding; zinc ion binding
Source: RefSeq, a predicted model, not a curated record